Dermatophagoides farinae (American house dust mite) is the source of this 1056-nucleotide messenger RNA. RefSeq names its product actin-binding Rho-activating protein. Gene Ontology annotation, molecular function: actin binding. Gene Ontology annotation, cellular component: sarcomere. Gene Ontology annotation, biological process: positive regulation of transcription by RNA polymerase II; positive regulation of Rho protein signal transduction. Lineage: Eukaryota; Metazoa; Arthropoda; Arachnida; Sarcoptiformes; Pyroglyphidae. The record is from RefSeq and is a predicted model, not a curated record.
AUUUUCUAAAUGAAAUUGUUUAUUUCGAUCUAAAAUAAUUUAUUUUUAUUUUUAUUUUUUGUUCGAAUCUAGACACAUGUUUUACAUCAUAACCAGAAUCAUGAAUUGCCAAUUUGAUGGAAACAGCAACAUUGACAACAACAUCAUCAUCAUCUAUGGUUUCACUUGUUGUGUUGACGGAACGUAAUAAUAGCCCGUAAUAAUUCUUACAUCAAAGAUUAUAUUAUUAGAUUAGAAUAUUCUUACACCCACCACUACACACACUAGUCACAUAUUCUUCGGAAAUACCACUACUUGAUGCAAUUAUUCUUGUUCGUGUGAUCAUCAACUUUCGAGUAAAAAAACUGUUAAUUUUUUCUUGCUGUUGUUCAUCAUUCCUGGAUUUAGUUAAGUGCGUCAUAAUCAUCAUCAUCAUUCAAUUACAAUAACCGUUAAUAAAAUGGCCGAAGAAAAUGAUCAAUCAAAAUUUCGUUUACCCGGACUAUAUGGCAAUACUGAUCUCAAUUCACGAAUCAAUAUGUUUCAAGAACAGGCAGAAAAACAUAAGGAAAAACAAAAACUUAAUCCAUUUUCCGGUUCAUUCGAUGCAGUAGCUGCGGCUAAACAAAAAUUGAAUAAAGAAGAUCCAAACUAUGGAAAACCAGUAGAAGGUUCAAAAACCGAACAACGUGGUAAACAGGCAUCACAAUUGAUUGCAAAUGAAAUCAAAUUAUUGACAGAAAUUAUUCAAAAACAUGGUACAAUGAAUGAAGAAUCCGACAACAAAGAAGUUACAAUUAAAUUCAAAGAAUUAUUUGAAUUAUAUAAAGUAAUCUCAAGUAAAGUAGUUGGUCUAUUAUUACGUGCACGUAAACAUGGCCUAGUACGUUUUGAAGGUGAAAUGCUUUAUCAAGGUCGUGAUGAUAAUGUUAUCAUUACGAUGGAUCCAUCGAUCAAAUUGGAGGAUAUUAAUUUUGAUUGAAAAAAAAAACACAAACUUUAAAAACCAAGAUUAUCUCAUUUUUAAUAUUUAUAAUUCAAAAUAUAUUAAAAUAAACGAAAAAAAAUGACAAAUUU